Messenger RNA from Vairimorpha ceranae, 1623 nucleotides. Its product is annotated as ctp synthase. Bases 1 to 1623 code for a protein of 540 amino acids. Lineage: Eukaryota; Fungi; Microsporidia; Nosematidae. The record is from RefSeq and is a predicted model, not a curated record. Gene Ontology annotation, molecular function: CTP synthase activity; identical protein binding. Gene Ontology annotation, biological process: pyrimidine nucleobase biosynthetic process; CTP biosynthetic process. The transcript has a single exon.
AUGAAAUAUAUAGUUGUAUCUGGAGGUGUAGUAUCUGGAAUUGGAAAAGGUGUUGUGUCUAGUAGUAUUGGAACUAUAUUAAAAUCAAAAGGAUAUAAUGUAAUACACAUUAAAAUAGAUCCAUAUCUUAAUUUUUCAGCCGGUAUGAUGGCACCAUCUGAACAUGGAGAAGUGUAUGUUUUAAAUGACGGCACUGAAACUGAUAUAGAUCUUGGGAAUUAUGAAAGAUUUCAAGGAGUAAAGUUAACUAGUGAUAAUUCUAUUACUGGUGGUAAAAUUUUAUAUAAUGUUAUUUCUAAAGAAAUGAAAGGAGAAUAUAAUGGUAAAACUUUACAAAUUAAUCCACAUUGUAUUAAUGAAAUUAUUAAUAAAUUAAAAAAAGUCUCUAAUUCUGAAUAUUUUGACGAAGUUAAAAAAGUUAAUUUUUUCCCAGAAAUUGUUAUAAUUGAAUUGGGAGGAACAGUAGGAGAUGCUGAAUCUGUUAUGUUUCUUGAAGCUUUAUAUAAAUUUAAAAAUUUAUUAUCCAAGGAAGAUUUUUUAUUAAUCUCUGUAGAUUUUCUAGUAGAGUUACACGGAUUUGAACAUAAAACAAGACCUUUACAAGUUUCUGCAAGAAAUUUAAGAUCUUUUGGAUUAAACAGUGAUAUUAUUAUUUGUAGAGGACAACAUAAAAUGGAAAAUUAUGUACUUAAUAAAAUAGCAGAAAGAUGUUUAGUAAAUAAGGAUAGUAUUUUUUUAGUACCUAAUAUGAAUUCAAUAUAUAAAGUACCAAAUUAUUUAAAUUCUCAAGGAUUGUUUGACGUUAUUUCUAAAAAACUUAAUAUAUUAAAAAAAGAAACUUCUGAUUUAUAUUUUAACAAAUUUGAAAGUCUUGCAAAAAGACACGAAAAAGCUGUAUCUAUUGGUAUUGUAGCAAAAUAUAGUGUACAAGCCGAUUCUUAUUCUAGUAUUAUACAUGGUUUAUUGUUUUCUUCUUCUGAAUUGGGAGUUAAUACUGAAGUCAUUUGGAUUGAUGCAGAAUUACUAGAACGUAAUGAAGAAAUAGAACAUAAAAAGUUAGAAUCUUGUAUGGGAAUUUUAGUACCAGGAGGAUUUGGUCAGAGAGGUAUAGAAGGUAAAAUAAAGGCUAUACAAUAUUGUAGAGAAAAUAAUAUUCCUUUUUUAGGAAUAUGCCUUGGGUUACAACUGUCUGUUAUUGAAUUUGCUCGUAACGUUUUAGGCUUAAAAAAUGCGACUUCUGAGGAAUUUGAUUCUAAGGCAGAACAUCAAGUAAUAACAUUUUUAGACUUUAAUGGUGUACAAAAAGAAACAUUAAGACUUGGUGCUAAUGAUAUUGUAUUAAAUAAAGAUUCUAAAAUAUUUAAAAUUUACAAAGACACUUGCAUCUCUGAAAGACAUAGACAUAGAUAUGGUAUUAAUAAGAAAUAUACAGAUCUUCUCUCAGAACAGGGAUUUAUAUGUUCUGGAAGAUCAAGCUGUGAUAAUGUUGCAGAAAUAUUUGAGCUUUCAACCCAUAAAUAUUUUAUAGGAGUUCAGUAUCAUCCUGAAUUUAAUGCCAACCCUUUUGCACCUUCCAAACUUUUUACCGCUUUUAUUAAAGCAGCUUUGGAUUUAAAUUUUUAA